CAUAACCAGGAGUACUUUGGUCAGAAGGCUCGCUAAAGUAGUGCAAACCAUGGGGGCUUAACCACAACAGGUCCUAGCGGUCAGAAACUUUUUUUGGGGGGCCUUGUUUUCUGUGUCUCCCUCAACAUAUUUUCCGCCAAAGCCGUUUUUUUUUAAUUCAUCUUAUCGUUACAUCCUGAGAGGCGCGGCUACUUCAACCGUUCGCUUCUUGUCUGAAGUUAGUUCCAGUUUGAAGCGACUUUACUUGUGGAGGAAGCGAGGCAGGAUGUACCAUGAAGAAACCACAAUGUUGCAGAGGCCACGCUAUGGAACCAUUGAGGAUGAUGAGAGGCUGUCAGCAGAGGAGAUGGAUGAGAGGAGGCGGCAGAACAUUGCCUACGAGUACCUGUGUCACCUAGAGGAGGCCAAACGCUGGAUGGAGGCCUGCUUAGAGGAGGACUUGCCCGCCACUACAGAACUGGAGGAUGGACUUCGGAAUGGUGUUUAUCUUGGAAAACUUGCCAAUUUUUUUGCCCCUAAACUGGUGCCUGCAAAGAAGAUCUAUGACAGAGAUCAGGCUCGUUAUAAGAGCAAAGGGCUGCAUUUUAGACACACUGACAACACUGUGCAGUGGCUUAGGGCCAUGGAGUCAGUGGGCCUUCCUAAGAUAUUUUAUCCAGAAACCACUGAUGUGUAUGACCGCAAAAACAUGCCCAGGGUGGUGUACUGCAUACAUGCACUAAGCUUAUAUUUGUACAAACUGGGGAUUGCGCCACAGAUCCAGGACCUGCUGGGGAAAGUCGACUUUACAGAGGAGGAGAUCAGUAACAUGAGGAGGGAACUGGAGAAGUAUGGGAUUCAGAUGCCAGCUUUCAGUAAAAUCGGAGGCAUCCUGACCAAUGAGCUCUCUGUGGAUGAAGCCGCUUUACACGCUGCAGUAAUCGCCAUCAAUGAGGCAGUUGAAAGAGGCCAGGCUUCUGUGACAAUGGGAGCCUUGAAAAAUCCUAAUGCAAUGUUGAGAAACAUGCAGGAAAUUCUGGCCCAAGACUACCAGGAUACACUGAGGAAGGCCAAGGCUCAGAAGAGGGACCAGUCAUCAGGAAGGCGAUCAUCGGUUGCUACAGAAGAAAGGGAUGUUUAUGAGGAGCUACUGACUCAGCAGGAAAUCCAGAGCUGCAUUGAUCGAGUCAACACCCAGGCAGCAGUACGGAAAGUGAAUGAAGCCGUGUUGGUCCAAGACAAAGCUGCUUUGCUGGCUGCUCUCAGACUUGAAGAUCUGUCACUGCUUGGUGUCCAGGAGGCAAAUGGUUCCUGGUACCUGGAACAUUUUACAACCUACAUCCAACAAAAAUCAAAGGAUGGAGGGAGGUCGAUGGUGCUGGACAAAGAGGAGAUCCACAGAAUCGUCAGCUCCUGUAAUGAUUUUGCUGAGGCAGAGAAACGAAAACUUGAGGCAGUUGCACGGAUCAACACAGCCAUUCGUCUGGGAAACGCUGCAGAGACGGUGGAGGAGCUGCUGAAUCCUGAGGCUCAGCUGCCAAUCGUCUACCAAAAUGCUGCCAACCUGUAUCAAGCUGAGCUGUUCAGUUUGCAGCUUCAAGGAGGACGGUCAGGACUGAGCCAUGAGGAGCUCAGCGUAGCUGUGGAGAUGCUGUCGGCUGUCGCCGUUCUGAACGAAGUGCUGGACACGAAAGACACACAAGCUGUUAUUGAACAGCUAACGGACUCUCCUCUGGGUUUUACAAACAUAGAGCAUGACAGCCUCAACAGGUACGCUGACAUGCUUAUUGAAGAGCGAGCUGAAACUCUUUCCAAGAACCAAGAGUUUCUCACUUGGAACGAUGUUCAGAAAUGUAUUGACAUGGUCAACGUUCAGGUCCAAGAGGAGCACGAACGUAUCAUAGCUAUUGCAGAGAUCAAUGAGGCCCUAAACUCAGGAGAUCACCAGCAGACCCUCGCUGCUCUGCUCCUCCCUACAGCCAAGCUGACGGGAGUAAACCCAGCCAUAGCAAAGCACUACCAUGACACACUUCAUCACAUCAAACAGCUUCUCUGCCAGAGUUCUGGAGAUGAAUCUGCAGUGCUCUGGUUGGACCAAAUCCAGGAAGCUAUCCUAACAGCCAAUCAGGAUGAAGAGGAGGCCCUUAUAAUGGCUGAAGCUGUUGCUCAUAUUAAUAAGACGGUGGAGGAGGGGGACUUCCAGAACACCUUGCAAGCUUUGCAGGUUCCUGGUGCAGGACUGAAAGCUGUGCAUCCAGACUGUGCCGAAACAUACCAGACUGAACUGGCACACAGGCAAACCACAAACUCUAGCAGAGGCAGCAGUGAUGGUGUUUGGGUAAAACACAGCAUCAAGGACAGAUAUGACUACUUCUACAAUCUAGAGACUGGGCAGGGCAGCUGGGACGAGCCUGAAGGAUUUGAAAAUAAUGCAGCACAACUCAGCAAAGAGGAGAUCCAGAAUGUGGUAAAUGUGGUUACUUCAGAGUAUAACAGGGAACAGCUAUGGUUAGCCAAUGAAACCUUCGUCAUCCAGCUGCAGGCAAAGAUCAGAGGUUUCUUGGUCAGAAAAAAGCAUUCACAGAGAAUGGAGUAUCUACGGCAUCAAGAGCAUCAUGUAGUUAAACUCCAGGCUUGCUGGAGAGGUUAUAGACAGAGGAGAAUCUACAUAGCGCGGAUGAAUUUGCUUCAGAAAAGUGUUGCUUCUGUGGUCAAGAUCCAGUCUAUAGUGAAAAUGUGGAAAGCAAAACGGAAAUACAGUCAAAGGUUGCAGUUCUUCCGAGACCAUGAAAAAGAAAUUAUAAAAAUCCAGGCUUUCCUGAAGGCAAAUAAAGCAAGAGACGAUUACAGGACCUUAACUGGAGCCAGUGAUCCUCCACUGUCAGUGGUCCGAAAGUUUGUCCACUUGUUGGAGCAGAGCCCCCGGGAUCUGCAGGAGGAACAAGAGGUGACGCGUCUCAGGGAAGAAGUGGUGACAAAGAUCCGCUCCAACCAACAGAUGGAGAAGGACUUAAAUCUGAUGGACAUCAAGAUCGGACUGCUGGUUAAGAACAGGAUCACCCUGCAGGAUGUUGUUUUACAUAACAAGAAAAUGAAGAACAAGAAAAAUAAAACGAGUAAAGAUGACCAGACUGCUGGAGAUGGACUUGGGAUCAAAGGCCUCAGUAAGGGCAAGAGAAGGAAGCUGGAGGCCUACCAACAUCUCUUUUAUCUGCUGCAGACCAAUCCAUCCUAUUUGGCUAAGCUGAUCUUUCAGAUGCCUCAAAACAAAUCAACAAAGUUCCUGGACACAGUGAUCUUUACUUUGUACAACUAUGCUUCCAACCAAAGGGAGGAAUAUCUGCUGCUCAGACUCUUCAAGACUGCGCUGGAAGAAGAGAUUAAUUCAAAAGUGGAUCAGAUCCAGGAAAUAGUGACGGGCAAUCCUACAGUCAUCAAGAUGGUGGUGAGCUUUAACAGAGGUGCACGAGGUCACAAUGUACUCAGGCAGCUUUUGGCCCCAGUAGUCAAAGAUAUCAUAGAUGACAAGAGUUUAAGCACCAACACCAAUCCUGUGGAGGUGUACAAAGCCUGGGUCAACCAGCUGGAGACGGCGACCGGAGAGGCCAGCAAGCUGCCCUAUGAGGUUACUCCUGAGCAAGCCAUGUCACAUGAGGAAGUACGUAACAGGCUGCAGGCUUCCAGUGUGGCUCUGCGGUCCACAACAGAUAAGGUGUUGAACUUAAUUGUGUCGUCGCUGGAUAACAUCCCCAACCUUCUAGUGUUGGAGCACCUGGAGGCCAUCUCUCCAGACCGAAAUGACCUGCUGCACGAGCUGCUGCAGGACCUGGGAGAUGUUCCUGAUGUAGAAGCUCUGCUUGGUGAAGGAGCUCUAGAUCCAAAUGAACCAAACAGAGAAAGCGCUCUGAGUCAGCUGGCAAAGACUGAGAUCUCUCUAACACUGACCAGCAAGUUCGAACUUCUGGAGGGAGAUGAGAAAGACUUGAAGACCCUCAUGACAAAGACCAAAAAGCUGCUUGUUGAUGUCCUUCGGAUCCAGCAUGGAGAGACAUUACCAGACAUCCUUGAGACCCCAGCUACGGCUCCACAGGAAUCCGAGCAUACAAAGAUGGUCCAGCGUAGGGCGGACCAGGAUGCUCAGACUCCAGAGGGGCUGAAAAGCAGCCCAGCAGUGUUGGAGGACAGCCAGCUGCCUCUCGAGCAAAAGAAGAGGAAGAUCUUAAGAAAUCUCCGUAAUAUUGAACAGGCUGGCCUCGUCACUGCCACUAACAAAUUCCAAGACAUCAUCAACGACAUAGCAAAGGACAUUCGGUACCAGAGACGCUACAGACAGAGGAGAAAGGCAGAGCUUACCAAGCUUCAACAAACACUGACGGCACUCAACUCCAAAACAGCCUUUUUCCAGGAACAGAUGAAUUAUUACGACACCUACAUAAAAACCUGUCUGGAUAACCUCAAUCGGAAGAAUUCACGCAGGUCCAUCAAACUGGACCGCAAAGGAGAAGAAAAGGGCAGUAAGAAGUGGAGGCCUCAGUCUCUGAAGUACACAGCAGCCAAAUUGCAUGAGAAGGGAGUCAUAUUGGAGAUAGAAGGUCUUCAGACAAACCAGUUCAAGAAUGUUAUGUUUGACAUUUCUCCCACUGAGGAAGUUGGAGAUUUUGAAGUGAAAGCCAAAUUUAUGGGUGUUGAAAUGGAAAAGGUCCCACUUCAUUUCCAGGACCUUCUUCAGCUGCAAUAUGAGGGCGUGGCUGUCAUGAAGAUGUUUGAUAAAGCCAAAGUAAACGUUAACUUACUCAUCUUCCUUCUCAACAAGAAGUUUUAUGGAAAAUGAGCACGGAAGAGUGAGCGAGAGAACUACUGGGAGCAAACAAAUAGUGCCUUUGGAGUUUUUGAACCAAAUUAUAAAACAUCACCUGCUUUUAAUUUAAUGAAUCUGAAUCAAUUGUCAACUUUCUGUGUCUGUUCAGUUUAUUUUCUGUGUUGAUUGUAAAUGUAAUGUACUUUUUAGAAAUUAAAUUGUGAUGGAAUUCAUAUUUUAUAUGUAAAAAAACAAGAAAAAGGACCUUACAUGUUGGAAAAAACUAAAAUAGCCAUUACUACAGCUUACCAGUGCCUUUUAGAUAUAUAAAAAUGGGUUUUAAAUCAAUAUUAAAGCUACAGAUUUAUUUGAAUGUUACUAUUAUUAGUAUAUAAUUAUCUGAAAAUCUUUGACCAAUGUACAAAAUAAACUCCAUAUGUUAAGACUG
Cyprinodon variegatus (sheepshead minnow) is the source of this 5225-nucleotide messenger RNA. Its product is annotated as ras GTPase-activating-like protein IQGAP1. The coding region runs from base 266 to 4810 and encodes 1514 amino acids. Gene Ontology annotation, molecular function: GTPase activator activity; actin filament binding; calmodulin binding. The record is from RefSeq and is a predicted model, not a curated record. Gene Ontology annotation, biological process: regulation of GTPase activity; regulation of actin cytoskeleton organization. Gene Ontology annotation, cellular component: cytoplasm. NCBI's taxonomy places the organism in Eukaryota, Metazoa, Chordata, Actinopteri, Cyprinodontiformes, Cyprinodontidae. The transcript is spliced from 36 exons.